Molecule: messenger RNA, 2199 nt
Organism: Lactuca sativa (garden lettuce)
Lineage: Eukaryota; Viridiplantae; Streptophyta; Magnoliopsida; Asterales; Asteraceae
Biological process (GO): proteolysis
Molecular function (GO): serine-type endopeptidase activity
Source: RefSeq, a predicted model, not a curated record
AUUUUACAGGUCCUGAUUUUAUAUGUAUUAUCCUGAUAUAUCCCGGCAACAGAUGAAGCUGCAAUGGCCAUGGAAGGUUGGCUUUCAAAACGUUGAAGGAUUUUGUGCAAAAAAAGGAGACAACAUCACAUGCGAUAGAAACGAAUUGAUAUAGUAAAUUCAUACCAACUUCAAAAAUGUUUUUCCUCCAAUCGGAUCUUCGAUCUGCAAUUCAAAUUGCUGCUACCUUUUGCUAUUUGAACCCCAGUCGCUACGAAUCGCCCUUCCCCAGACCCGUUUCCGUCCGUACGCCGCCCCGGCUUAGACCGCUCCAUGCGGCGGCCGUAGAGAGAAUAUCUCACAAGCCUCCGAUCUGUACUGCUGAUGAACUUCAUUACGUUUCAAUUCAUAACUCCGACUGGCGACUCGCUCUCUGGCGUUACAAGCCUCCUCCUAAGGCACCUUCAAGAAAUCAUCCAUUACUGCUUUUGAGUGGUGUUGGAACAAAUGCAAUUGGAUAUGAUCUUGCUCCUGGGUCUUCAUUUGCACGCCACAUGUCAAGCCAAGGAUACGAUACCUGGAUUCUUGAAUUCCGAGGAGCUGGAUUGAGUUCAGAGGUGGCAUCGAAAGAAGUCAAACAGCCAAUCAGCCUUCCUUCUGAAAGAAUGGAAUCAACUCCCAAAACACAAGAAAACGGUGUGGUUUCUGUUUCUUCCCAAAAUCAACCAAACCCUAAUUCUGAUUCUUCUGUAGAAAAGAAAGAGAUGGCUGAAUCCGAUGAUCAGUCACAGUUGUUGAUGACAUUCACAGAAACUUUUAAGCGGUUUUCUGAGAGAUUAUCAACACUAAUAAAGGAAGGUUCUCCAGAAGCUCUACAAAAUUCGACUCUUGCAACCCAAAUAAGAGAUUUAAGUCAAAGGCUUGGUGAUAUUAUUGAAGAAGGUCAACGCUCAGUGUCUCCUCCAUUUACAGAUUUACUAGAUCGCUUUUCUUCCACAAUUGAAAACCUCCAAACACAAAUUGACAUCCUUGGCAAGUAUAACUGGGACUUUGACCACUACCUUGAAGAGGACGUGCCUGCUGCGAUGGAAUACAUACGAAGACAAUGCAACCCGAAAGAUGACAAGUUGCUUGCAAUUGGCCAUUCCAUGGGUGGUAUCUUGUUGUAUGCCAUGCUCUCAAGAAAUGUUCACGAAGGAAAAGACUCCAAAUUGGCUGCAAUUGUUACUUUGGGGGCUUCACUUGAUUACACCACAUCAAAUUCAUCGCUAAAACUACUCACACCUCUGGCAGAUCCAGCUCAGGUAUUGAAUGUGCGUGCUGUUCCAUUAGGCGCAUUGCUUGCAGCAGCUUAUCCUCUUGCUUCUCGUCCUCCUUAUGUCAUGUCAUGGUUAAGUCGCCUCAUUUCUGCACAAGAUAUGAUGCAUCCAGACCUCAUGGAGAAAUUUGUUAUGAACAAUUUCUGCACGGUGCCUGCGAAGCUGCUAUUGCAGCUAACAACAGCCUUUCAGGAAGGUGGAUUACGUGACAGAAGUGGAACUUUCUUCUACAAAGAUCAUCUUAACAAAAUUGAUGUUCCUGUUUUAGCAAUUGCUGGUGAUCUUGAUGUCAUUUGUCCACCCGAAGCUGUACAUGAGACAAUCAAACUGGUUCCUAAACAUCUAGCAACAUACAAAGUCUUUGGUGAGCCAGAUGGGCCACACUAUGCCCACUAUGAUAUUGUUGGAGGCCGUUUGGCACCACAACAGUUAUUUCCGAGCAUAAUCGAGUUUUUGGCUGAUCAUGACUCCAUAUAAUUUUUACUCUCAAUGCUGUAUAUUAUAUACAUAUUUUUAGCUAAAUGCAAAAGCAAAAGCAAAAGCAAAAGCAACCAAAGUGAAAUCUUGGGGAAUACGUGGCAUCCCUGAGUUAUAGAUAUAGUGUUGUAUUCUUUUAUACUACACCCCCAAAUAGAAAGGUAAACGUUGAGCCAAGCUAUAUCAACAUUCAUGGAACAACUUAUGUGAUUUUUUUUUUUAAAAAUGUAUAUGAACUCUGCUCCAUAGAAUGUGUGAAAAAUAUAAAAGCUUCAUAGGAUGGUAUUCAACUUUCUACACUUCAACAGAAUAGACGACUAAACUUGACAGGUUAAAAAAGCAUGUUCUACUAGCCUUUUUUUUGUUUUUGUCAUUUUGUGAAUUUUUUUAAAGAUUGAAUGGUAAUAUAGCUGCUUUUGGACCA